CAUAAAAACAGUGAUAGUAGUAUCGCGUCCACGCAAAGUGUUGUUGUUGUGCAACGUAUACAAAAUCGAGCGAUUGAAUGAUUUCAAUCUUUCUGGUCAGUCUUUACUUUCACUUCCCACAAGUAGGAAGUUCAAAAACGUUGGCUAAACUAUAACGAACAGUGCAAAUCUUUUGUGAUAUUGCUGUCUAGUGUUUGGUUCACUGAAAAUAAUGACCAAUUUACACGUACUAAAAGAAAACCUGACUAAGUACAAUCAGGAUCAUUUGCUAAAAUACUGGGAUGAGCUAAACGCGAAUGAAAAACGUAUAUUGGUCGAAGAUAUAGAAGAACUGAAUUUAGAUGAAGUGAAUCUUUUUUUCGAACGUGCCACAUCGUCACUUAAAGAGGAUGAGGCGAAGUUGGAUGAUAAAAUGGAUCCAGUAUGUGAAGAUAAAUUUCUAUCAACAUCUAGAGAGAAUAUUGAACAACUGGAACUAUACAAAUGUGAAGGGCUGCAACAGAUUUCACUCGGCAAAGUAGGUGUCCUUUUGAUGGCAGGUGGACAAGGUACACGAUUGGGAUUUGCUCACCCGAAAGGAAUGUUCAAUAUUGGGUUACCUUCAAAUAAAUCUUUAUUCUGUGUGCAAGCUCAAAGAAUUCUGAAAUUGCAACGAUUAGCAAUGGAAUUAACAGGAAACAAUGGUCGUAUUACCUGGUACAUUAUGACCAGCGAACAUACAAUGGAACCAACCAAGAAAUAUUUCGAACAGAACAACUAUUUUGGUUUGCAUGCUGACGACAUACUUAUGUUUGAACAAGGAAGUCUUCCAUGUUAUGACUUUGAAGGAAGAAUUAUACUAGAUGAAAAAUAUCGCAUUGCAAAGGCCCCUGAUGGCAAUGGAGGUCUGUACCGAGCCUUGCGGGAUCGUGGCAUUCUAGAUGAUAUGAACAGACGAGGAGUGCUCUUCUUACAUACUCAUAGCGUUGAUAACAUACUUAUAAAAGUAGCUGAUCCGGUCUUUAUUGGGUACUGCGUCAGUCAGAAAGCUGACUGUGCUGCUAAAGUAGUAGAAAAAGCUCAUCCAAACGAAGCUGUUGGUGUUGUUUGUCAGGUCGACGGAAAAUAUCAGGUUGUUGAGUACAGUGAAAUCACACCAGCAACAGCUAAUCUUCGUAAACCAGAUGGACGACUGGUUUUCAACGCGGGUAACAUUUGCAAUCAUUUCUUUACGGCUGCAUUUUUGCGCAAGAUUGGCGAAACAUUCGAAAAACAACUGAAAUUACACGUAGCUAAAAAAAAGAUUCCAUUUGUAGAUACACAUGGAAAUCGAUGUACACCGAAAAGCCCAAAUGGUAUAAAGAUUGAAAAAUUCGUGUUUGACGUAUUUGAGUUCGCAGAACACUUCGUGACAGUAGAAGUACCAAGAGAUGAAGAGUUCAGUGCACUGAAAAAUGCAGAUAUUGUUGGGAAGGAUUGUGCGUCUACUGCACGGACUGAUAUUUACAAGUUGCACAAAAAAUAUAUCGAAGCAGCUGGCGGCUUCGUUGAUGGGGUUGAAUGCGAAAUCUCGCCUUUGUUAUCUUACGCUGGAGAGGGGUUAAAAGCAUCGGUAGAUGGUAAAAGCUUUGUUAGUCCUAUUCAUCUGACGGCCGAUGAAGAAAUAAGUAAUAUCCAAACGAAUUUUUAUACUUCUAACUAAUAAUGCAGAAGAAUUGUUAACUUUUUAUUUAAAUUCAGCCUAAUGACAAUCGAAUAUAUAACUAUGAACAAAAAUUCCUUAACAAUUUUAUACAGCUACGUUAAUGAUCAUUCCUCUUAAUUUAAUUUCUUAUGCGACUAACAAACGAAACAUGAUGCUAUGCGACUAGUUCUACAAUUGUGGAUAAGUUAUUCAGGUUUUGUUGCACUGAUAAAAUCAAACACUAGUUGACCUUGAAUGGAAAAGCAGUCGCAUAUCCGCAACACAUUCCAGUACAAGAACACCACAAUUAAUCAUCGAUUCUGAUAUCUGGAAACUAGUGGCUAGCAUAGUUAUAUAAUUUCAGUUAUGUGUGUAUGUAAUGCCUUAAAGGCUAUUUAAAUUUAAUUUUACAAUAAAGGCCGUACUAGACACAAA
Malaya genurostris is the source of this 2098-nucleotide messenger RNA. It is a transcript of the gene mmy, whose product is annotated as UDP-N-acetylhexosamine pyrophosphorylase. Lineage: Eukaryota; Metazoa; Arthropoda; Insecta; Diptera; Culicidae. Gene Ontology annotation, molecular function: UDP-N-acetylglucosamine diphosphorylase activity. The coding region runs from base 212 to 1681 and encodes 489 amino acids. The transcript has a single exon. The record is from RefSeq and is a predicted model, not a curated record. Gene Ontology annotation, biological process: UDP-N-acetylglucosamine biosynthetic process.